Messenger RNA from Anarrhichthys ocellatus (wolf-eel), 1811 nucleotides. Its product is annotated as sortilin-related receptor-like. The record is from RefSeq and is a predicted model, not a curated record. Gene Ontology annotation, molecular function: protein binding. Lineage: Eukaryota; Metazoa; Chordata; Actinopteri; Perciformes; Anarhichadidae. Bases 340 to 1686 code for a protein of 448 amino acids. The transcript has 9 exons.
AUUCAUCAAAUAUUUAAUUUUGUUAUUGAAGUCGUUUUGACAAAAACGAGUAAAUAGAUAAUUUGACAAACACCUCAUGUCGUGAGGAAAGAGCCUGAAAGAUGUGAAGUACAUGCCCACAAAACUGUACAUGACAUGACAUGACAUGACAUGAUGUCACAGUCUCUCACACUCUACCAUUUACCAGGUGACCUCAGUAAGUCCUGAGGGUUCAGGGUUUGAGGUCUUAAGGGGGGCACUGGGAUCAGGACUUUCCACUUUUAAAAGCCGUUCGUCUCUUUGUGUGCUGCAGCUCUUCCUCCUCCCUCUGUGAUCGCUGACAGCAUCACCGGCGACUCCAUGAGCCUCUCGUUCAGCUUCAACUCUCAGUACGAGGUGAAGCAGUACGUAGUGAUUCUGUCCUGGCAGUUUGACUCCCACGUCAAGGAGAGCAGGAACUACACGGUCACAGAGCGGAUCCUCAAAGCGACCAACCUGACGGCGGGCACGGUGUACGAGGUGGCCGUGUGGGCUCACGCCACCAUCGGAGACAGUCCCACCGCGCUGUCCCACCAUCAGACCGCCGGAGCCCAGCCGGAGCGGCCCUUCCUCAAAACCCGGGCCCUCAACCAGACAGCCGUGGACUGCAGCUGGACCGUCAACAACACCCUCGCUCAGCUGUACGGUGUGUUUUACGCCACCUCCUUCCUGGAUCUGUACCGGAGCCCCCGUCAGGUCAGCACCACGUCUCUCAGCCUCACGGUCACAGUGGACAGUGACGAGCAGUACCUCUUCCUGGUGCGAGCCGUGUCCCCGUUCCUGGGCCCCCCCUCUGAGUACUCCGUGGUGAAGAUGAUCCCCAACGAGAGGCUGCCGCCCAGGAACCUCCAUCGCGUACGGGUCGACAAGACGCAGGCCACGCUGAAGUGGCAGCCGCCCUACGACGCCCCCAACUCACCGCUGACGUACGCGAUCCACGUGCGCGACGUGAUCCGUAAAGAGGAGUGGGACUACAAGCUGACCACCAGGAACAACACGGUGGAGUACCAGCUGAAGGGCCUGGAGCCCGGGGGACGCUACAGCGUCUCUGUCCGCCUGCGCAACAUGAGCAAGGAGGCCGGCUUCACCCUCAGCACAGUUCCUCUUCAGGCUCCAGAGGCCUUGAAGAUUUUGACGGAGAAAGACCACGUGUUCCUCUUGUGGAAGAGUCUGGCAGUCAGAGAGAAGGGCUUCAACGAGAGCAGGGGUUAUGAGGUGCACGUGUACGACAGCGUGACCAACCAGACGUCCUACCUGGGAAACACCACGGAGACGUAUUUCCGCAUCAGCAGCCUGCUGCUGGGACACAACUACACCUUCUCGGUGCAGGCGCGCUGCCUGCUCAACAGCCAGCUGUGUGGGGAUCCGGCGCUGCUGCUCUACAACCAGCUGUCAGCAGGGGCCAGAGGCGAGGGCCACACGGGGGACGUGGCGGCGGUGGUGGUCCCGGUCCUUUUCCUGCUGCUGCUGGGGGUGUGCGGCGGACUGGUGGCGCUCUACUUGCGACACCGCCGGCUGCAGAACAACUUCACCGCCUUCGCCAACUCCCAUUACAACUCACGCCUGGGCUCCGCCAUUUUCUCCUCCGGGGAUGAACUGGGUGAUGAUGAUGAAGAUGCUCCGAUGAUCAGCGGCUUCUCAGACGACGUUCCCAUGGUCAUCGCGUAGGGAGAGGUCCCCCCUCCUCCAUUUCCUGUUUCUCUCUUCUCACCAUCCCCCCCACCACCCCCCCAACUCCCCAUCAUCGGGUGCGGUACGACGGAGCGAAGAAGAAACCGGCGGAAACUUCGCCG